Molecule: messenger RNA, 2044 nt
Organism: Octopus bimaculoides (California two-spot octopus)
Lineage: Eukaryota; Metazoa; Mollusca; Cephalopoda; Octopoda; Octopodidae
Product: 4-trimethylaminobutyraldehyde dehydrogenase
Molecular function (GO): oxidoreductase activity, acting on the aldehyde or oxo group of donors, NAD or NADP as acceptor
Source: RefSeq, a predicted model, not a curated record
CGCACCGUUGCCUCAAGUGUUUAACUUUGGGUCAACCUAUAUCAUGCAAACCUAUUAUCAAAAACAUUCGAACCUUGGCCGUCCCGUCUUUAUUUGUUUAUUUUAAAGACAUUAGACAUUUUUUAUAUAGAGCAACGUAAUGUAAAUUUGUUUUGUUUUAAGAAGGCAGGGUGUAUAUUGUUAGGGCAAUUUAGCUACCAUAUCUAGCAGAUUGAAUAAUGACGAAGAGACCCUUUCGGUAGCUGACUGAGCAGUCGGUGCUCGUUUAUAAGACGGUACAUCUACUCUACCCUGAAAUGAGAAGAUCUAUUGUCCAGUUGGUGGCCAAGAAAUGGCACCAAACUUUCUCUACAUAUGCCCAGGAGCAGUGUGCUGCCGUCCAACAGAGCCUAAAUUUUGUGAAUGGGGCCAGGGUUGAGCCAAAAGGUCAAGACAAAGAAACUCUGCCAUUGGUCAUACCUUCAACCGGUGAAGUUCUGCGGACUUUCCAUUCAUCUGGUGCUGAAGAUGUGGAUGAUGCAGUGAACAGUGCCAGGUCUGCUGCUCAACAUUGGUCUCAACUCUCUGGUUUUGAACGUGGAAAAAUAUUGCGCAAAGCUGCUCUGUUGCUAAAGGAAAGACGAGAGGAUUUUUCUCAAAUUGAAGUUUUGGAUUCUGGUAAACCUAUAUGGGAAGCACGUGCCGAUGUUGAUGGCUGUAUUGAUUGUCUGGAGUAUUUUGGGGGUCUGGCAGCAAACCUCGCAGGAGAACAUCUGAUUUUACCUGGAGGCAGUUUCAACUAUACCCGUCGUGAGCCUCUUGGUGUGGUUGGAGCUAUUGGUGCAUGGAAUUACCCAAUUCAAAUGGCUUCUUGGAAGUCAGCACCAGCUUUAGCUUGUGGUAAUGCCAUGGUUUUCAAGCCAUCUCCUUUAACCCCGAUUUCUGCAGUGAUGCUUGGUGAAGUGUAUACUGAGGCAGGUGUACCUGCUGGAUGUUACAAUGUUAUACAGGGUGCAACAGCAACUGGUCAGUUACUCAGUAACCAUAGCAACAUUGACAAGAUGACUUUUACUGGUAGUGUACCAACUGGAACGAAAAUCAUGGAGGCCUGUGCAAAGGGAAUAAAACACGUGACCCUGGAGUUAGGAGGUAAAUCUCCAAUGAUUGUCUUUGCCAACAGUGAUUUAGAAUCUGCAGUGAAUGGCGCUAUUUUGGCCAAUUUCCUGAAUGCUGGGCAGGUCUGUUCCAAUGGAACCAGGGUGUUUGUGGAAAAGCUGAUUGCUGAGAAAUUUUUGGAAAAGCUGAUUGCAAAGACAAGUAAAAUGAAAGCUGGAGACCCCAUGAUGGAAGACACAACUAUUGGUGCCAUGAUUAGCAAAGAACAGGCUGAGAAAACCUUACACUUUAUAGAAAUAGCCAAAAAGGAGGGUGCCACAGUAGCAUAUGGUGGAGGCAGAAUUAUUCUAGAGGACCCAAAAUUUCAAGGGGGUAACUUCAUCAAACCCUGCAUACUAACAAACCUCAGAGACGACAUGACUGUAGUCAAAGAAGAAGUGUUUGGUGCCGUUUUAUCGUUAUUGGUCUUUGACUCGGAAGAAGAAGUUGUCAGCCGAGCCAACGAUAGCUGUUUUGGUCUAGCAGGAGGAGUUUUUACAAAAGACUUACAGCAAGCUCACCGUGUUGCUGGUAAUUUACAAACUGGCAGUAUCUAUGUUAACAAUUACAAUGUAUUUGCUAUUGGUAUGCCAUUUGGUGGUUAUAAGAUGUCUGGAAUCGGUCAUGAGAAUGCUGCUGUUACCAUGAACUACUACACUCACCUUAAAUCAGUGUAUAUCGAGAUGGCUGAGCAAUUAGAAUCUCCUGUAUAAGACACAGCAUGACUAAAUGGCUUAAAAAUGAAUGAAACCGGUAGCUUAUUUUGAUAAAGAUAAACAGUGAAGGAUGUCCAAGAAUACUAAGUUGUCCACAGUUGCCAGUAUGGAAGACAGACAACAAACGAUUACAAAGAAUCAUAAAAAAAAAAAAAUUGUAAUUUAAUGAAAUAAAUAUUUUUAUAAAUAUUAAA